Molecule: messenger RNA, 2088 nt
Organism: Brassica napus (rape)
Lineage: Eukaryota; Viridiplantae; Streptophyta; Magnoliopsida; Brassicales; Brassicaceae
Exons: 2
Coding region: 1-2088 (695 amino acids)
Molecular function (GO): zinc ion binding
Source: RefSeq, a predicted model, not a curated record
AUGGUUCUAAUCUAUGUCAAAUCGGGUGAAUGGAUGUGUAGUCGCGGUGAUGACUGGAGUUUCGUGGUAGACAAAGAAAGGCGUGGUCGAAUGGUAACAUUAGCAACUACUACUACGUUGAAGCAGCUCAAGAUAACGGUGUGUGAGGAUUAUGGGGUGGACCAUAAUGCCAUUAAUGCCGAGUUCAGUUAUUCGUUGUUGAAUCAAAAAGGGAAUCCUCCAAUUAUUAUCACCAAUGAUCGGCAAGCAUCUAAUUCUGUGGGCUAUGCAAAGAGGGAAUCGUCUACUACCUUGUGUGUGAUGUUCUCUGUUUCUGGUGUAAAUCAAAAGGAACGAGUCAAUAUCGAUUUGAAUAAGGAGCCUUGUGAUUCAAGUAAUGUUGAGGAUGAAGAAGUUCUUGAGAUAAAUCGAGCAGAGUUUGUCAAGCCGUCAAAGGAGUUUUUUGUUAAAAGAACGAAUUAUGUCGUUGCGGAUGGUUGCGGUGCUUUAAGGAGUGAAAACAUUGAACUUUGUCAAAACAAUGGAGACAGUGAUAAGGAUGGUCGAGCUUGGAGAGGAGACUUCGUGAAGAAGGAUCAAAUUUUCACAAGUAAAGGGGUUCUGAAGGCAACAAUGGAAAUUUUGGCGAUGAAGAAUAAUUUCGAUUACACUGUUAUCAAAUCCACGAGAAAAUGGUGGUAUAUUCGAUGUAAGGAUGCAUUGUGCAACUGGACUGUGCGUGCAGAAGGAAUAGAUGGGUCUACAUAUUUCAUGAUCAACCAAUGUGAUGGAAGACAUUCAUGUGCUCCUUCAAAGAAAAGGAAAUUCGGAAAAACAGCAUCUGCAAGAACAAUUGGGACUCUGAUACAACAUCGAUUUGAUGAUGCAAACGAUGGCCCAAAACCGAAUGACAUCAUUCAAUUUAUGAGAAUGGAGCAUAGUUAUGAGAUUACUUAUUGGCACGCUUGGGAAGCUCGUGAGUUUGCUAUUGCAGCUGCUAGAGGUAUACCAGAUCGCAGUUACUCUAAAAUACCAGCAUAUUUGCAUAUGAUUAAAGAAGCAAAUCCUGGUACGCAUACUCACUACGAAACUAAUGAGAAGGGAAGAUUCAUGUAUCUAUUUAUGUCAUUUGGGCAAUCAGUUAGAGGAUUCUACAAUGCAAUGCGAAGGGUGAUUGUCGUUGACGGAACUUUUCUGAAAAAUAAAUACAAAGGGACACUUCUUGUUGCUACUGCUGUAGAUGGUAACUCUAAUUUGUAUCCGAUUGCAUUUGGGGUUGUUGAUUCAGAGAAUGACGAUUCAUGGGGGUGGUUCUUCAGACAGUUGAAAGUGGUUAUUGCUGAUUGUCAAGAUCUAGCUUUUGUCUCAGAUAGAAAUGCGUCUAUUUCUAAAGCUAUUGGGACUGUCUACCCUCGAUCAGCACAUGGAAUUUGCAUUCAUCACUUAUUGACCAAUGUGGUCUCAUUUUUCAAGACAAAAGGAUUGACUGCGUUGGUGGAAAAGGCUUCACGGGCAUAUAGGUACACUGAAUUUCAAGAACGUAUCACCGAAAUUUUUGAUAUGAGUCCUGAGCUUGGAAGAUAUCUACGGGAGGCUGAUGUGCGCAAAUGGGCUCGUUCUCUCUUCCCUGGCUCCAGGUAUGACAUUAGGACCACGAACCCUGCAGAGUCUAUAAAUUCAGUUCUUAGAAUACCUAGAGAAUAUCCGGUUAUUCCUUUGCUUGAUAGUAUAAGAGAACUGUUGACUCGAUGGUUCUAUGAGCGUCGCUUGUUAAGCUCAAAGCAUGUAGAUCCUUUAACCGCUAAGGUGGAGAGAAAGAUUGAUAGGAGAAUUGUGAAGGCAAAAGGAUUCCAGGUUUACAAGCUUGACAACUUCAGAUCGGUUGUAAAAGGAGACAUAUAUGAUUGUCAUGUUGAUUUGGAAAGAAGAACAUGCACAUGUGGUAAGUGUGAUAUAGGAAAAAUUCCUUGCCGACACGCCAUUCUUGCAAUUUAUUCACGAGGUAUGGAAGUGCACAGAUUCACUGGCGCCUUAUACAGCACUGCAGCUUUUGCGUACCUAUCCCGCGACCCAUAUCAUCUGCUUCACUAUAAUUCACAUCGAAUGUAG